AUGAAAGAGUUGCUCUCAAAGCCAUCAGAAGAGAAUCGACAUGCUCUCAGAAAGCUCAACUUAUAUUUGUUGAACAAGCUUGAGACCGCAAAAUUUAUUAAAGAAAAUAAAUCACUUGAACCCUCAUUAAUCCAGAAGAUAUCAAUAACGAGACAAGGCCAAAAUGAUGGCGAAUUAUACAAUGCUGAUGUUAAACGAAAACGAUAA
Clunio marinus is the source of this 207-nucleotide messenger RNA. NCBI's taxonomy places the organism in Eukaryota, Metazoa, Arthropoda, Insecta, Diptera, Chironomidae. The record is from the annotation of a GenBank genome assembly.